Camelus dromedarius (Arabian camel) is the source of this 3125-nucleotide messenger RNA. Its product is annotated as guanylate-binding protein 6-like. The transcript is spliced from 11 exons. The record is from RefSeq and is a predicted model, not a curated record. Bases 447 to 2315 code for a protein of 622 amino acids. Gene Ontology annotation, molecular function: GTPase activity; GTP binding. NCBI's taxonomy places the organism in Eukaryota, Metazoa, Chordata, Mammalia, Artiodactyla, Camelidae.
UUAAGUCACAUUUGGCAACCUUAUAUGGGGGAGAGAUGUAUCAAGAAGUGGGGCUAUGAAGGCCUUCCAGUGCAGGGCGGCCCACAGAAAGUGGUGGCAUGUGUUAAGAUGUGACUAUUAAAUAACUUUUUCUAAUCUCCUCUCACCACGAACCACACACCCAUAUUCAUGCUGUAAUCAGUAGAUCUAGCAUGACUCUGCUAACUGAAAAACAGCCUGAAUUACUUUUGCUUUCAGCUUCAGUUUUAUUACUAUCAUACUAGAUGGACCAAGAAGAGAUGAACCACCUUACUCUUUUUUAGCUUUGAUGAAGAAGAGACAGACAGGUGGGAGGAGCUAGUGAGCAAAGUGUAAGAAGCAACUGAGAACAUUUCUUGUACCCCCAGUGUGCGGAGCAGGAAGCUCUUCUAGGUUUUUAGGUUGCCGUGGCAUCCGGACCCAAAUUGAUGGACCCCGUUUGUCUGCUGGAAAGUGUCAAUGAAGUGCUGUCAGUGAACCAAAAAGCUCUACAGAUUCUUGGUGAGAUUUCUCAGCCAGUGGUCAUGGUGGCCAUUGUAGGACCAUAUCAUACGGGAAAAUCCUACUUGAUGAACCGUCUUGCAGGUCAGAAUCAUGGCUUUCCUCUAGGGUCUACAUUGCAGUCUGAAACUAAGGGCAUCUGGAUGUGGUGUGUACCUCAUCCACACAAGCCAAAUCAUACGCUGAUCCUUCUGGACACUGAGGUCCUCGGGGAUGUGGGAACGGAUGAGUCUAAGAAGGAUUCGUGGAUCUUUGCUCUGGCUGUGCUUCUGUGCAGUAGCUUUGUCUACAACAGCAUGAGCACCAUCAACCACCAGGCCCUGGAGCAGCUGCAUUAUGUGACAGAGCUCGCAAAACUCAUCAGGGCAAAGUCCUCUCAAACACCUGAUAGAGUAGAAGAUUCCACAGAAUUUGUGAGUUUCUUUCCAGACUUUAUCUGGACUGUACGGGAUUUCACCCUGGAGCUGAAGUUACAUGGUCAGCCUAUCACAGAAGAUAAGUAUUUGGAGAAUGCCCUGAAGCUGAUUCCAGGGAAGAAUCCUAAAGCCCAAACAUCCAAUCUACCCAGAGAGUGUAUCAGGCAAUUCUUUCCAAGACGGAAGUGUUUUGUCUUUGACCGGCCAACAAAUGACAAAGAAAUUCUAGCCAAUAUUGGGAUGGUAUCUGAAGACCAACUAGAUCCUAAAUUCCAGGAGCAAACAAAAAAUUUCUGUUCUUACAUCUUCGCUGAUGCAAGGACCAAGACCCUCACAGAAGGAAUCAUGGUCACUGGGAAAAGGCUGAGGACUCUUGUUGUGACCUAUGUGGACACUAUCAAUAGCGGAGCAGUACCUUGCUUGGAGAACGCAGUGACAACUCUGGCCCAGCUGGAGAACUCAGCUGCCAUUCAGAAGGCAGCCAACCACUACAGCAAGCAGAUGGCCCAGAGAGUGAGCUUUCCCACAGACACACUGCAGGAGCUGCUGGAGGUGCAUGUUGCCUGUGAGAGGGAAGCCACUGCAGUCUUCAUGGAGCACUCCUUCAAGGAUGACAAGCAGGAGUUCCAGAAGAAUCUUGUGGAAAUCAUAAAGAAUAAGAAAGAGGAUUUCUUGAUGCAGAAUGAAGAGAUAUCAAUCAAAUACUGCCAGAAUAAACUUGAUCAGAUUUCAAAGACACUAAUGGAAAGUAUCUCAGCAGGAACUUUCUCUGUUCCUGGAGGUCAUGAACUCUACAGGAAAGCAAAGGAAAUUAUUGAAAGGGAAUAUCAUCAAGUGCCCAGGAAAGGAGUGAAGGCAAAUGAGGUCCUCCAGAGCUUUCUGCAGUCACAGGUGGCAAUAGAGAAAUCCAUCCUGCAGGCAGAUAAAGCCCUCACUGAUGGGGAGAAGGCCAUAGCAGAGGAGUGGGCCAGGAAGGAGACAGCUGAGAAGGAACAGGAGCUGCUGAAACAGAAACUGCAGGAGCAGCAGCAGCAGGUGGAGGCUCAGAAUAGGAGUCUCCAGGAACACAUAGUCCAGCUGAUGGAGAAGCUGGUGAGGGAAAGAGAAAACCUGCUGAGAGAGCAGAACAAGAUGUUGGAGCAUCAGCUGAAGGUCCAAGAAGAUCUGCGUACUGAAGGAUUUAGAAAGAAAUGUGAGGAGAUGAAUGCAGAGAUAAAUCGUUUGAGAAAGAGGAUUGUUGAUACUAAAAAUGAUGAUAGUACCUUGCUUGCACAAGCCUUGGACAACCUUGGCAAAAGAAUCACUUCAUUAUUGCCUGCCCCAGCUAACAUUCUUGGUAAUGUUGUGAAAGGAGUGGGCUCACUAUUUAAAAAGAAGUAGCUCUCCUUGUAAAGGAAUCAGAUAUAUAAUAUAUUAUACAUGUAUAUGCUCUGGCCUAUUUCUGAUGUCCAUGCUUUUCACAUUCAUUCAGCAAUGCUUUAAAUAUAAAAAGUGGCUUCUAGAGAAUAUUGAUGUCUGGCCCACAUUAGAUAGAAUAAAUGCAUGGACACUUUGAUAUAGCAUAUUUACUUUUAGGAAAUAUAUAUAUGUGUGCAAAAUCAUAUAUAUGUAUAUGUACAUACAUACAAGAGGUUCACUGAGGCUUCGCUUCUAACGGCAAAAGAUUGGAAACCACUUAAUGCUCAUCUAUGUAAUUUGGUAAUAUAUAUUUUGCAUGCACAUAGACUAGAAUACUAGAUUGCUAGUAAAUAGAUAGUGGAGCUCUAUUUGUGUAAGUAUAGAACAAUCUGGAAGAUAUGUUGUAGAGUGAAAAAAUGAGGCACAAAACAGUUAGUAUAAAGUGUUCACCAUAAAAAAAGGCAAUUAUUAUGGGCACUCAUACAUAUGUAUAUAUAGAACAUUUCUGGAAGGUUCAUUAGAAAUUGGUAUCAUUGGUUCUUCCUGGCGAGAACAGCUUGACAUCAGGGAUGGAAAGGACACAUGAUUUUCAUUAUAUACACUAUCUCUUCAAUUUUGCAAAGAUAGCUUGUGUUAUCAUUUCUCAAAUAACAAAGAAAGCAAAGUAUAAUAGUAAUAUUUAAAAUAGUAAAUUGAAUGUGAAUAAAUGGAAUUGCUCAUUGCUUCUAGAAAUGACAUAAUCUGCUCAGUAAGGGGUCUAAGACUAAGAUCAAAAUACUAGAAAAUAAAAUU